Aspergillus calidoustus is the source of this 303-nucleotide messenger RNA. NCBI's taxonomy places the organism in Eukaryota, Fungi, Ascomycota, Eurotiomycetes, Eurotiales, Aspergillaceae. The record is from the annotation of a GenBank genome assembly.
AUGCUCUCCACAAUUCCCCUUCUCUUCACGCUCACCCUCCUGUCUGCUACGGCGACUGCCGCUCCAACCCCACAAAGCGCUGAACAGGGCGAGCCCAUUAUCAUGGGGAAGAACUGCCCAGAUCGUGAAUCGCUAUGCCACGAGCUCUGCCACACCUACACACAGACCAGUCGUGAUAUAUGCUACGACAGCUGCUACACUGACUAUGCGAUUGACUGUGGUGAUGUGUAUGAAACGGAUGCACAGGCGCCCAAUAGGCCGGAGCCGAGUCCGCCCCAGGAUGGUCCGGCGUCUGAUCCUUAG